GUCAAAUCUAACAUACAAUUGGCUUUUGUAUUCAUUGACGUGUCAAAUAUCUACAUUCAAGGAAGUAAAGAUGUUGCAAAAAAGGAAAACGUUUACAAAAAUCAAGUUAAUGUUGAUUUGAGAUUAGUUCUAGAUGGUCGAUUAGGCCAUGAUUCUGUUAUUAUUGGAUCAUGUGACAAUCCACCUUGGGAUGAGCUAAAAACAAAGGGAUUUAACACAAGUAAAUUGGAAUCAAGUGAAUAUAAAGAAAAAGAAGUUGACGCUAACAUUGUGGCUCACAUCGCUGAAAUAUUAUACACCGAAAGAAGACCUGGAACGAUUAUUUUACUUGCUGGGGAUGGUGACUAUCGACCAAUUCUAUGA
Molecule: messenger RNA, 363 nt
Organism: Rhizophagus irregularis DAOM 181602=DAOM 197198
Lineage: Eukaryota; Fungi; Glomeromycota; Glomeromycetes; Glomerales; Glomeraceae
Source: RefSeq, a predicted model, not a curated record